Molecule: messenger RNA, 6026 nt
Organism: Myotis lucifugus (little brown bat)
Lineage: Eukaryota; Metazoa; Chordata; Mammalia; Chiroptera; Vespertilionidae
Gene: PPL
Product: periplakin
Exons: 20
Coding region: 16-5169 (1717 amino acids)
Biological process (GO): intermediate filament cytoskeleton organization; wound healing
Cellular component (GO): intermediate filament; cytoplasm; membrane
Molecular function (GO): cadherin binding; structural molecule activity
Source: RefSeq, a predicted model, not a curated record
CGCUGCCGCCCCUCGAUGCGCGCAGGAGUCCCCCCGCCGCCCAGUACCCAGAGCCCGCGCCGCCACCCGCUGCCCGCCCGCCCGCCCGCGCACCCCAGCGCCACCAUGCAUUCGCUCUUCAAGAAGAGAAACAAAGGCAAAUACAGCCCCAAGGUGCAGACCCGGAGCAUCUCCAACAAGGAGCUGUCAGAGCUGAUCGAUCAGCUGCAGAAGAAUGCCGACCAGGUGGAGAAGAACAUCGUGGACACGGAGGCCAAGAUGCAGAGCGACCUGGCCCGGCUGCAGGAGGGCCGGCAGCCCGAGCACCGGGACGUGGCCCUGCAGAAGGUGUCGGACUCGGAGAAGCUGCUGUACAUGCUGGAGGCGGAUGCAGCCAUCGCCAAGCACAUGAAGCACCCCCAGGGGGACAUGAUCGCCGAGGACAUCCGUCAGCUGAAGGAGCGUGUGACCAACCUCCGUGGGAAACACAAGCAGAUCUACAACCUGGUGGUGAAGGAGGUGGACCCACAGGUCAACUGGGCGGCGCUGGUGGAAGAGAAGCUGGACAAGCUGAGCAGCCAGAACUUCGGAACAGACCUGCCGCUGGUGGACUACCAGGUGGAGCAGCACAACAUCUUCCACAACGAGGUCAAGGCCAUCGGGCCCCAUCUGGCCAAGGACGGGGGCAAGGAGCAGAACAGCGAACUCCAGGCCAAGUACCAGAAACUGCUGGCGGCGUCGCAGGCGCGGCAGCAGCACCUGAGCUCCCUGCAGGACUACAUGCAGCGCUGCACCAACGAGCUGUACUGGCUGGACCAGCAGGCCAAGGGCCGCAUGCAGUACGACUGGAGUGACCGCAACCUCGACUACCCCAGCCGCAGGCGUCAGUACGAGAAUUUCAUCAACCGGAACCUGGAGGCCAAAGAGGAGAGAAUCAAUAAGCUGCACAGUGAGGGAGACCAACUGCUAGCUGCUGAGCAUCCUGGGAAGAACUCCAUUGAGGCUCACAUGGAGGCAGUGCAUGCAGAUUGGAAGGAGUAUCUGAACCUGCUCAUCUGUGAGGAGAGCCACCUGAAGUACAUGGAAGACUACCACCAGUUCCACAAAGACGUGAAGGACGCUCAGGAGCUGCUACGCAAGGUGGAUUCAGACCUGAACCAAAAAUACAGCCCUGACUUCAAGGACCGAUACCAGAUUGAGUUGCUGCUGCGGGAGCUGGAUGACCAGGAGAAGGCUCUGGACAAGUAUGAGCACGUGGUGCAGGGCCUGCAGAAGCGAGGGCAGCAGGUGGUGCCCCUCAAGUACCGCCGGGAGACGCCCCUCAAGCCCAUCCCCGUGGAGGCGCUCUGUGACUUUGAGGGUGACCAGGGCCUGAUCUCAAGGGGCUACAGCUACACCCUGCAGAGGAACAACGGAGAGAGCUGGGACCUCACUGACAGCGCGGGAAACGCACUGACCGCCCCAGCCGUCUGCUUCAUGAUCCCCCCCACCGACCCCGAGGCCCUGGCUCUGGCCGACAGCCUGGGCAGCCAGUACCGGAGCGUGCGGCAGAAGGCAGUCGGGACCAGGAAUGCACUCCAGCAGCGGCAUGAGGUGCUCAAGGCAGAGAACCCUGGAGACGCCUCUGACCUGCAGGGACGGCAGCUGCUGGCAGGCUUGGACAAGGUGGCCAGUGACUUAGACCGGCAGGAGAAGGCCAUCACAGGGAUCCUUCGGCCACCGCUGGAACAAGGCCGGGCUGUGCAGGACAGCGCCCAGCGGGCCAAAGACCUCAAGGUACCACCAGGCUGGGGCCCCUGCUCAAGCUCCCAUCUCCACCAGCCAUGUGUCACAAGAAUUCCUGAGUCAUGGGGGGCGGGGGCGGUGCUAGGCCGGGGAUCAGGAGGUGCCAUGGCCUCCGAGCUGCAGGCCCAGAAGUCCCUCCUCAGUGAGGUGGAGCAGAACCUGCAGGCUGCCAAGCAGUGCUCCAGCUCCCUGGCCAGCCGCUUCCAGGAACACUGCCCUGACCUGGAGCGCCAGGAGGCCGAGGUGCACAAGCUGGGCCAGCGCUUCGACAACCUCCGCCAGCAGGCUGAGCUCAGGGCCCAGAGCCUGCGGAGUGCCAAGGCUGCCUAUGAUGACUACCGCAGUUGCUGCGACCACAUGCUCCAGUUCUUGUCCAACAUCCCCAGCUAUGAGCCCCAGGAGACAGACAGCCUUAACCAGAUGGAGACCAAGCUGAAGAAUCAGAAAAACCUGCUGGAUGAAAUAGCAAGAAGGGAACAGGAAGUUCAGAAAGUCUGCGCUCAUUCCCAGCAGUACCAGCAAGCUGUCAAGGACUAUGAAUUAGAAGCAGAGAAACUAAGGUCCCUUCUUGACUUGGAGAAUGGAAGGAGCAGCCACGUGAGCAAAAGAGCCAGGCUCCAGUCCCCUGCUGCCAAAGUGAGGGAAGAGGAAGCGACCCUUACUGCCAAGUUCACCGAAGUUAAUGCCAUCAACAGACAGAGGCUGCAGAACCUGGAGUUUGCUCUGAAUCUACUGAGACAGCAGCCAGAGGUAGGAGUGACCCAUGAGAGUCAGCAAGGGAGCCAGCCGGGCUCCAGAGCAGAGGAGUCGUGGAAGAUUCGGAAGGAGCUGGACGAGGAAACUGAGCGGAGGCAGCAGCUGGAGAAGGAAGUCAAGAGUGCCCAGGAGGAAAUCCAGAUUCUGCAGAAUCAGAACCCCCAGGAAGCAGUGGUGAGGAAGGAGGUGCUGAAGAAGGUUCCGGACCCUGCACUUGAGGAGAGCUUCCAGCAGAUGCAGCGGACGCUGACGGAGGAGCAGCACAAGAACCAGCUGCUUCAGGAGGAGUUGGAGGCGCUGCAGCUGCGGCUACGCGCCCUGGAGCAGGAGACCAGGAACGGCGGGCAGGAGUACAUAGUCAAGGAGGUCCUGCGCAUCGAGCCAGACAGAGCCCAGGCCGACGAGGUCCUGAGGCUGAGGGAGGAGCUGGAGGAGCUAAGGCGGCAGAAGGGCACCCGGGAAGCAGAGGCGGUCCUCCUGCAGCAGCGCAUCGCGGCCCUGGCUGAGGAGAAGAGCCGGGCGAGGGAGAAGGUCACUGAGAAGGAGGUGGUGAAACUGCAGAAUGACCCCCAGCUGGAGGCAGAGUACCGGCAGCUGCAGGAGGACCAGCAGCAGGAGGGCAAGCACAGGGAGAAGCAGGAGGAGGAGCUGAGCUUUCUGCAGGACAAGCUAAAGAGACUGGAGAAGGAGAGGGCCAUGGCUGAGGGGAAGGUCACCGUCAAGGAGGUGCUCAAGGUGGAAAAGGACAUGGCAGUUGAGAGGGAGGUUGGCGACCUGAAACGCCAGUAUGAGGACGAGUCUGCCAAAGCUCGUGCCCACCAGAGGGAGAAGAGCGAGCUGCUCCGAAAGAUUUGGGCCUUGGAAGAGGAAAAUGCCAAGGUGGUGGUGCAGGAGAAAGUGCGGGAGAUCGUCCGGCCAGACCCCAAGGCAGAGAGCGAAGUGGCCAACCUCCGCCUGGAGCUUGUGGAGCAGGAGCGCAAGUACCGGGGUGCCGAGGAACAGCUGAAGAGCUACCAGGGUGAGCUGGAGGCACUGCGGAGGCGGGGCCCGCAGGUGGAAGUCAGAGAGGUGACGAAGGAAGUCAUUAAGUACAAGACUGACCCUGAGAUGGAGAAAGAGCUCCAGAGGCUCCGGGAGGAGAUCGUGGACAAGACCAGACUCAUCGAAAGGUGUGAUUUAGAGAUCUACCAGCUGAAGCAAGAGAUCCAGGCUCUGAAAGACACUAAACCCCAGGUACAGACCAAGGAGGUAGUCCAGGAGAUCCUUCAGUUUCAGGAAGACCCCCAAACCAAAGAGGAAGUAGAGUCUUUGAGGGCCAGACUAUCAGAGGAACAGAAAAAGCAAGUGGACCUGGAAAGGGAGAGGGCUUCCCAAGAGGAGAAAAUCAAACAGAAGGAGGAGGAGCUUUCCCAGGUGAAGGAAAAGGUGGUCCAACAGGAGGUAGUCAGGUACGAGGAGGAGCCGGGCUUGCGAGCUGAGGUGGAUGCCUUCACCCAGAGCAUUGAUGUGGAGCUCCGGCAGAUCGACCACCUGCGCGGGGAGCUGCGGCGGCUACAGCGCAGGCGGGCCGAGCUGGAGCGGCAGCUGGAGGAGCUGGAGCGUGAACGGCAGGCGCGCAGGGAGGCCGAGCUGGAGGUGCAGCGCCUGAAGCAACGGCUGGCCGAACUGGAAAAGGAGGAGGGGGAAGCCCAAGAGAAGGUGACCCACAAGCAGAAAGUGGUGCUACAGCAGGACCCCCAGCAGGCCCGGGAGCACUCCCUGCUCAAGCUCCAGCUGGAGGAGGAAAGGCACCGGCGGCAGGUCCUGGAGAGUGAACUGGAGACCCUAAAGAAGAAGCUCAUCAACCUGGAGAAGAUGGAGGUCAAGGAAAAAGUGGUCUUCUCCGAAAGUGUCCAGGUGGAGAAAGGUGACACUGAACAGGAAAUUCAGAAGCUCAAGAGCAGCCUGGAGGAGGAGAGCCGGAACAAGAGGGAACUGGAUGCUGAGGUGGGCCGGCUGGAAGCCAAGCUGUCAGAACUGGAGUUCCACAACUCCAAGUCGUCCAAGGAGCUGGACUUUCUCAGGGAAGAAAACCACAAACUACAGCUGGAGCGGCAAAACCUGGAGCUGGAGACCCGGAGGCUCCAAACGGAAAUUGAAAUGGCGGCAACGGAAACACGGGACCUGAGAAACAUGACCACAGUGGACUCUGGGACAAACCUCGACUCCAGACUAUGGUCCCUGGAGAGAGAGCUAGAUGACCUCAAAAGGCUCUCCAAAGACAAAGAUCUUGAGAUCGAUGAGCUGCAGAAGCGCCUGGGCUCUGUGGCCGUCAAGAGGGAGCAGAGAGAAAACCAUCUGCGGCGCUCCAUUGUGGUCAUCGACCCUGACACAGGCCGGGAGCUGUCCCCGGAGGAAGCCCAUCGGGCUGGCCUCAUCGACUGGAACAUGUUUGUGAAACUCAGAAGUCAGGAGUGCGACUGGGAGGAAAUAUCAGUCAAGGGUCCCAACGGGGAGUCCUCCGUGAUCCACGACAGGAAGUCUGGCAAGAAGUUCUCCAUUGAAGAGGCCCUACAGAACGGGAGGCUGACCGCUGCUCAGUACGACCGCUAUGUCAACAAGGAUAUGUCCAUCCAGGAGCUGGCCGUCCUGGUGUCUGGGCAGAAGUAGGCACAGCCCUGCCCCUCAGUCCCCUGGAAGCUGACGCUGGCUCUCCUACCCCAUACCUUCUUCUCCCUGGCCCUGUGCAGGCUCCUAGUCCGUGCGGAGCUGAGCAUGCCACCCAUGCCUUCUCGGCCAAGCUACUCAGAGUAUAGCUCACGUACAAGCAGAAUGGUCACUGGCUGCACCAUCAUUUAACCCAGGUGAGAGACCUGCUUCAUCCUCCAAUGAUUCAAAAUCACAAAGCCCUUUUCUCUCCCUUGUCCUACACACGUCCAUCAACAGACUCCUUGUGGGAAACCUGGAAGCAAUCCGAACACUACUAAAGCACAAGACCACUGAGGCAGACCAGCCCCUCCAUGCAGCAAUGGCCUUCGCACACCAGAUGGGGAAACUCUAGGGCAGAAAGGCCUCCCUUAUACACACCCUUCCAUUCAUCAAAGGACUGGGCCCCUUGGGGCUGCCGACCUGCACUCACACCCCUCCAGUAGUCUGGCUGAGCGCCAACUUUCCGUCAGACUUCUAAUGGUGAGACAGAUCUGGGAUCUGUGCCAGAAAAAGGUGCAAAGAAACCAGCACAGGCCCCUCUGUCAGCCUGACUGUCCCAGGAGAACACUCCAUUCGAGACUUUUCUGGUUCUGAAAUUAAAGUGUUUUUGUUGUGGACUGUGUUGCUGUUAGCCUUAGCUUCAGGGCCUUACAAGUCUUGUUUAUUCUCUAAUUGGUAUUUAGGUAUACUACACAGUUGAUUUUUCACCAAAUUAAUUUCAGGUUCUCUGUAUCUCCUAUAUUACAUAAGAAAACGGAAAGAAAUAGGGAACUCCACCUUAUAGCGCAAAAAAUAAACACCUGGUGGCUUGACUCUAA